Molecule: messenger RNA, 1704 nt
Organism: Saccharomycopsis crataegensis
Lineage: Eukaryota; Fungi; Ascomycota; Saccharomycetes; Ascoideales; Saccharomycopsidaceae
Product: myo-inositol transporter
Exons: 1
Coding region: 1-1704 (567 amino acids)
Biological process (GO): myo-inositol import across plasma membrane
Cellular component (GO): membrane
Molecular function (GO): myo-inositol:proton symporter activity
Source: RefSeq, a predicted model, not a curated record
AUGCCUGGUAUAAAAGGAAAAGAUACCGCCGCUGUCCAGGAUGCCAGUCUUGAGACCACCUCGAUCUCUGAUGCUUCCUCAAGUGUUCAUCACUCCGCCAAGAUUGUGCCAAUCAACAAUACCGACAAUACCCUGGUGCUAUUGACAUUCAGUAACACCAAACCAACAUUGUUGGUGGUGGUCCUCACAUUUGUCACUUCAAUCUCGGGGUUCUUGUUUGGGUAUGAUACCGGUUACAUUUCUUCGGCGUUGGUGGCGAUUGGCCAAGACCUUGAUGGUCAUACUCUUCACAAUGGUCAAAAAGAAUUGAUCACUUCUGCUACGUCGCUCGGAGCGCUCAUUGGGGCAAUCUUUGCAGGGUUGUUUGUUGAUUUCCUCGGUAGAAGACCAACCAUAAUGGGUUCUAACGUGUUGUUUAUUGUCGGUAGUGCUAUGCAAACUGGAGCGCACAGUGUUGGAGUGAUGAUGGGUGGGAGAUUCGUUAUGGGUAUUGGUGUGGGUAUUGGCUCGUUAACUGCUCCGUUAUUUAUUUCUGAAAUGGCGCCUUCAAAUAUGAGAGGUAGAUUGGUGGUGGUCAAUGUGCUUUGUAUCACUGGUGGUCAAUUGAUUGCUUAUGCUAUUGGUGCUGGGGUGGAAAAAGUCAGCCAAGGUUGGAGAAUCUUGGUGGGUUUGAGUAUUUUACCUCCAACGCUUCAAUUGGUGGCGUUUUUCUUUUUACCAGAUACCCCAAGAUUUUACCUUAUGAAGAACAGGGUUGAAGAGGCCAAGAACGUGUUAUUGAGGAUUUAUCCUGAAGUCGAUGAAAAGCUCAUUGAUGCAAAGAUUCAAGAACUCAUUGCCAUUAACAACGAAGUUCCAGGUGACAACUUCUUUAAAAAAAUCGUCAAUGCCACCAAAGAAAUCCAUACCGUUCCUUCGAAUUUCAGGGCGCUUUUGAUUUCUUGUGGGUUGCAAGGUAUCCAACAAUUUUCGUCUUGGAAUUCCCUCAUGUACUUUAGUGCCACUAUUUUCCAAACCGUGGGGUUCAAAAACUCUACUGCGGUUUCCAUUAUCAUUGCUGGGACAAACUUUGUGUUUACUCUUGUUGCAUUCUUUGCCAUUGACCGGAUUGGUAGAAGACGGAUCUUGUUAUUCUCCUUGCCGUGCAUGGUGGCGGCGUUGGUGGUGUGUGCCAUUGCGUUCCAUUUCUUGAAUGUCGAUUUCUCUAAUAGUACCGCGGUGAUCCAUAGUUCUGGGAACGGGAUCUCUGGCUGGGGAGUGGUGAUCAUUGUGGCCAUGAUUUGUUUUGCUGCCUCGUAUGCCAUUGGUAUUGGUAAUGUUCCAUGGCAACAAUCGGAGUUAUUCCCCCAAUCCGUCAGAGGGGUCGGGUGUGCUUAUUGUACCGGGGUCAAUUGGGGUGGUUCAUUGAUUAUUGCCGCCACUUUCUUGACAAUGAUGCAAAACAUUACUCCAACCGGGACUUUUGCGUUCUUUGCCGGGUUGAUCACCGUAUCGUGGCUCUUGGUAUUCUUCAUGUACCCAGAAUUGUCGGGUUUGGAAUUGGAAGAAACUCAAAAGGUCUUGACCAACGGGUUCAACAUCAAGGAAUCCGAAAGAUUGGCCAAAGAAAGAAGAAGACAAGCCGCGCUUGCAAAAGACCAGAUCAACGCCACGUUUGCCCUGGAGAAAAAAGCCAGUCCCCUCCAAACUCUCGAAACCGUUUGA